GAAAGCGCAUUGCUCUUCUCCUGCCUUCGUUGCUUCGCUAAUUCCUCUCGAGUCUUGAGAAAUCUCGGAUCAGAUUCGAAAAGAAGGACUCCGACAUCUCGCCGUGAUCCCAUCCGGUGAAGAUCUUGAGCCCCUGCAGGAAGAUGAAGAGAAAGAGGGACUCGGCUGACGCAGCGACGAUGUCUGCUUUUGCCGAUGAUGGCGAUUCUUCCUCGGGGGCCGAAUUCGAGGUGUUCUUGAGUUUCAGAGGCCCCGACACGCGCCUCAACUUCACCGAUUCCCUCUAUCACUCCCUCGUUAAAGCUGGGAUUCGCGUUUUUAGAGACAACGAAGAGAUCCGACAGGGCGAAAAGAUUGGAGACGAGCUUUUGCAUGCCAUCAAAUCCUCCAAAAUAUAUCUGCCCAUCUUCUCUAGGGACUACGCAUCCAGCAUGUCUGGUGUCUUCGCGAGCUCGCGCACAUGGUGGAGUGCUCGAGCAAAGCGGAAGAUAAAAUGAUCCUACCCAUUUUCUACGAUGUGGAUCCUGAUGAUGUGAAGCUCAAAACUCGACUGUACCUCGAUGCUCUGGAGAGGCACGAGGAGAAGUUCGACCACGAUGUUCCGCAAUGGAAGGAGGCUCUGACCGAGGUCGCAAGAAUCAGGGGAUUGGCCUUGAAGGACAAAGGCCAUGGUGAAAUCAUCAACACUAUUGUUGACGAGGUUUUGAUCAAGCUGACGAAAAGAAGGAGAAAUCUGCCCGAACAUUUACUUGGGAUCGAUGAUCAAGUGGAAGCUAUCAUGGAUUUGUUAAAUGAAGGGUCUCAGGAUGUUCGUUAUGUGGUCAUCCAUGGAAUGGGCGGCAUCGGCAAGACUACUCUUGCAAGCGCCGUCUUUAAUCGAAUCUUCAAUAAAUUUGAAGGCUAUAGCUUUCUCUCGGAUGUUCGCGAAUCCGCGCAGCAUGGUAGAAUUAUUGACUUGCAAAAACAAUUGUUGUUGGACAUUUUGGGCACAUCUAUUGAGAUCCACAAUUCUGUUGAUGUAGGGAUCAACAUAAUUAGUGAAAGGUUUCGUGAUAAAAAGGUUCUAGUUGUUCUUGAUGAUGUGGAUCGGAGGGACCAACUCUCUAAACUAGCCGGAAAGAGCGAUUGGUUUGGUCUAGGGAGCAAAAUUAUCAUUACAACGAGGGACAUCAACUUUUUGCCAAUCAAAGAGGAGGGCGAAGAGAGUAGUUGGAACCAAGGACGAUCAAAAGAGUUUAAAAUUUAUGAAAUGGCAGAAAUGGAUUCUUCCUAUGCUCUUAAGCUUUUUAGCCAACAUGCCUUAGGGAUGGAUUCCCCACCACCUCAAUAUGAAGAUAUCUCACUGAAAAUUACCAAGAAAACAGGUGGACUUCCAUUAGCACUCGAGGUUGUUGGCUCCUCACUUUUCGGCAAAAACAGAACUAUUUGGAAAGACACGUUGAAGAAACUAGAUUUAAUGCCCAAGCAGGAAGUGUUCGGAAAAUUAAAGAUUAGUUUUGACAUGUUAGAUCAUGCUCAACGAGAGAAAUAUUUCUUGACGUCGCAUGUUACUUCAUUGGAAAAGAGAUAUUCCAUCCGUACUAUAAGUGGAAAGCUUCGGGCUAUUUCCCAAAAGAGUGAAGUACUCGUCCUUACCCGCAUGUCUUUGAUAAAGAUAAUAGAAACUAAUAAAUUGUGGAUGCACGAUCAACUUCGAGAUCUCGGAAGAGAAAUUGUUCGACGUGAAGAUAUUGAUGUUCUAGGGAAGCGUAGCAGGUUGUGGUUACCAAAGGUUGCCUUGGACGUGGUUCGAAUGAAAGAGGGGACGGACAACGUGGUGGCACUCAGACUCACGGGAGGAUCCAAACUGUACAACUUCACCAGUGACGAAUUUUCAAAGCUGCCCAAUCUACGAUUCUUGGAAUUGGAGGGCGGGAACUUGGUAGGGGACUUUAAGAACUGUCUCUCCAAGUUAACAUGGCUCUCUUGGAGUAAUUGUCCUUCGGAGUUAAAUGCGACGAAUUUAUAUCUCGAGAAACUAGCCGUGCUCGAGCUUUCAGGAAGUGACAUUACUGAAGAUUGGGCCGGAUGGAAGCAAUUCCUGGUGAGCGAGAACUUGAAAGUUAUACACAUCGCUGAUUGCCCAAGCUUAGAAAGGACUCCUGACUUCUCGAAAUGCCAGAAUUUGAAAAGAUUGGUUCUUCGUGGUUGUUCAACCUCGCUAGUGGUUGGUGGCUCUCUCUCUAAACUAGAGCACCUGAAGCACUUAACAAUCAUAGGGGCGUCUUGGCUGGGGAGCAACCAUGGAGACCUUUUCAGGACGCUUUUGCUGGGGAGCGACCAUAGCGACCUUUUCGCAAAAUAG
Messenger RNA from Rhodamnia argentea, 2344 nucleotides. Its product is annotated as disease resistance protein L6-like. Gene Ontology annotation, molecular function: ADP binding. The record is from RefSeq and is a predicted model, not a curated record. Gene Ontology annotation, biological process: signal transduction; defense response. NCBI's taxonomy places the organism in Eukaryota, Viridiplantae, Streptophyta, Magnoliopsida, Myrtales, Myrtaceae. Bases 461 to 2344 code for a protein of 627 amino acids. The transcript is spliced from 5 exons.